Molecule: messenger RNA, 2299 nt
Organism: Hippoglossus stenolepis (Pacific halibut)
Lineage: Eukaryota; Metazoa; Chordata; Actinopteri; Pleuronectiformes; Pleuronectidae
Product: neuronal acetylcholine receptor subunit non-alpha-3
Exons: 6
Coding region: 212-1675 (487 amino acids)
Biological process (GO): nervous system process; signal transduction; monoatomic ion transmembrane transport
Cellular component (GO): postsynaptic membrane; synapse; neuron projection
Molecular function (GO): acetylcholine-gated monoatomic cation-selective channel activity; transmembrane signaling receptor activity
Source: RefSeq, a predicted model, not a curated record
CCCCGCGACGCACCCACUCUACAGCUACAGUGUCCGGACACCGGCCACAUGCGCCGCCGUCGUCCUCUGUUCACCGGCAGCAGGGAGCUUGUUCUCCGCCUUCAAGCCACUGAGCACCACUGAUGGAAAACCCUGCGUGUCGUCCAUCUCAGUGUGCGCAGCGCAGCGUGUAGCUCCAGGAGCGCUCCUCCGGAUCCAGGACACCGUCAUCAUGAAGUUGGUGGUCCUCCUCCUCUUCCUCCCCUUCCUCCUCAUGUGGACGUCCUGCCCGCGGUGUCUCGCCAGCAUCGCCGCUAAAAAUGAGUUUGUGUCUUUGGCGGAGAUGGAGGACGAGCUGCUGAGGAACCUUUUCCAAGGCUACCAGCGCUGGGUCAGGCCAAUCCAACGAGCCAAUGACACUAUUAGAGUACGUUUAGGACUCAAGAUCUCCCAGCUGGUUGAUGUGGAUGAGAAGAACCAGCUCAUGACAACUAAUGUUUGGCUGUGUCAGGAGUGGCUCGAUUACAAGCUGCGAUGGAAUCCAGACAAAUAUGGAGGAAUCACGUCCAUCAGAGUUCCCUCUGAAAAUAUCUGGCUGCCAGACAUCGUCCUCUAUGAGAAUGCUGAUGGGCGUUUCGAGGGCUCCCUGAUGACCAAAGCCAUUGUCAAGUACACCGGUAUGAUCACCUGGACGCCACCUGCCAGUUACAAGUCGGCCUGCACCAUGGAUGUCACCUUUUUCCCUUUUGACCGCCAGAACUGCACCAUGAAGUUUGGCUCCUGGACCUACGAUGGCCACAUGGUGGAUCUGGGUCUGAUGGACUACCAGGUAGAUCGAAAAGACUUCUUUGACAAUGGGGAGUGGCAGAUCCUCAAUGCCACCGGUGCCAGAGGAAACCGGAAGGAUGGCUUGUAUUCAUACCCCUUCAUUACGUACUCUUUUAUUUUGAAGAGGCUACCGCUGUUCUACACUCUCUUCCUCAUAUUCCCCUGUUUGGGUUUGUCCUUUCUGACCGUCUUGGUGUUUUACCUUCCUUCAGACGAAGGAGAGAAGCUGUCACUUUCUACCUCUGUCCUCGUCUCGCUCACUGUGUUCCUCCUGGUCAUAGAGGAGAUCAUCCCCUCCUCCUCCAAGGUGAUCCCACUCAUCGGAGAGUACCUGCUCUUCAUCAUGAUCUUCGUCACGCUCUCAAUCAUCGUCACCGUCUUUGUCAUCAACGUCCACCACCGCUCCUCUGCGACCUACCACCCCAUGUCCCCGUGGGUUCGUAGCCUCUUCCUCCAAAAACUGCCGAGGCUGCUCUGCAUGCGCGGACACAUCGACCGCUACCACUACCCAGAGCUGGCCCCUGAGAGCCCUGAGCUGAAGACUCGCUCUGGAGCGCGGAGAGCAGGGCAGAGGAGCGGAGCCCAUGGACAGGCGACUUCUGAGGGGAAGGACGAAGAAGCCUGGGCGACCAUGUUGGAGAAGGCCAUCUACUCAGUGCGGUACAUCAGCAGACACAUCCGCAAGGAGCACUUCAUCCGCGAGGUGGUACAAGACUGGAAGUUUGUGGCCCAGGUGUUAGACAGGAUCUUCCUGUGGGCUUUCCUCACCGUCGCAAUACUGGGUACCAUCCUCAUCUUCACUCCAGCGCUGCAGAAUUUCUUGAAAAUCCCUCUUCCAACUGCGAGAGAGGAUUCACCUUCACACUAGGGGCAAUAACACGUGACUUUCACAGACAACCGCUGAUCCACCUUCAAGAAUCUUUUAAACACUUGAACAAGAGGAAGCCCCAGCAGGGGCUUUUUAAAGGUGAACACUGACACUUAGAUUUUUAGUUAGGUUUCUUCUCUAGAUCCACUGUAUAAUAUGUUCUUUAUGUCAGUAUGUGUACAAUUUCAUUUGAUUUAAUAAUGAUGACAUAAUAUAGUAUUUAAGCUUCAAUUAUAUGAAACUUUAAGCGUAAAGUAUAAAGUUAAACUACACAUUUUAUAAUUUGCUUAUUUCAUGUACUUAAACUAAUGUCCUCAUUAUUACUUAAUGUUUUAGGGGACAUUUCCCUUGAUAUUGUUGUAUGUGGUGGAUUUGUUUUCUUGAGUUGUGUCAUUUUUGUAUUUAUUUCUUCAACAAUCUAAUUCACGUUAUGAUUAUUCUGUCACAACAUUAAGAUAAUCACAUACACGAAGCACAAAAUACCUCUUACUCUAACUACUAGUUAUAUAUCAUAGGGGAAAGAAACAACUUAAUUGCUCAACGUGUCAACAACAACAAUGUCUAUAUCUCUUAUGUACUGAUGUCUGUCUCGUCCCCUUAAAAUAAAAAACUUGCUACAUUUGG